CAUUUCGGUUUAAUCAAGUUUCACCGGAACACCCUGGAAUCAGUUACAAGGAUGGAAUAAAUUAAAGAUGCCCACUAAAAAAGAAAAAAAAAAGUGUCAAAGAGCAGUGGGGGAAACCGAAGAUGCAGAUGACGACUACGCACAAGAGCAGGAACCCGAGCCAGAGUAGAAAGGUAAGCAGGUAAGCGACUCAAGAACGCAUGAAGAUUAAAGAAAACAUUUGAGGAUGGCAAUGAAGGUUAUACAAAGCAUGGAGUGAGAAGCACCAAGAAAAGAGGAGAAGGAGAGAGGGGGAUGAGUUGAUCAAGGAUGAAAACACAAUGAGUCCCUGGGUGGAAAGAAGGCAGGGAAACUUCCAGAUGUGAUCGAGUCAACCGAGAGAGGUUGAAAGAAGUUCGCUGUAAAAGACAAGAUGGGAUCAAAGAGCAAAAAGAAAAAAGGUGGAGAUCAGGCUGCUGGGGAUGAGGAGGAGGCAAAAAAGAAAAAGAAAGACAAGAAGAAAAAAUCCUCAGAGAAAGGUGAUAGUGAUGAAGACCCAAAGAAGACAAAGGGAAAGAAGAAAAAGAUUGAAAACUAUGUUGAAAUCUAUGAGAACGAGCUCCGCAACUAUGAGCCAGAGAACGUGGAGAACUACGAGGACGAAUACCACAAAAAGAAAGUGUAUGAGGUGGUGACCAUUACAGGGGAUGAGAGCGGAGCAGGUACUGAUGCCAACGUGUUCAUAACUCUUUUUGGAGAGUAUGGCAUCACACCCAAAAUUCACCUGGCCAGCAACACGGAGAAAAAGAGUAGAACUGCAUUUGAAAGAGCCAAAACUGAUGUGUUCAGGAUCAGAACUCACAAUGUUGGGCACCUGAAAAAAAUAAGGAUUGAGCAUGACAACACAGGCAUGAAUGCAAGCUGGUUCCUGGACCGAGUGAUCAUCACAGAUGUAAUCCGCCCCCAUUUAAGGUUUUACUUUUCUUGUAAUAAUUGGCUCAGUAGGGUGGAGGGAGAUCGCCUUUAUGUUAGAGACCUGCUGGCCACUAUGGACCAAAUGGACAUGCCCAAAUACAACAAGUACAUUGUGAGCGUUUUUACUGCGGACAUGAAAGGAAGCGGAACUGAUGCAGAUGUCUUCAUCAAUAUUUUUGGCGAGUUUGGAGACACAGGAGAAAGACGCCUUGACAGCGACAAAAACAACUUUGAAAAAGGCACAGAGGACAAGUUCACAAUCGAGGCACCAAACUUGGGGAGAAUUAGGAAAAUCACCAUCGGCCAUAACAACAAAGGCUCCUCAGCAGGAUGGUUUCUUGAUAAGGUGAUUUUGGAUGAUUUGGGAAACAAAGUAGUAUAUGAAUUCCCCAUCCAUCGCUGGUUUGCCCUAGAUGAAGAUGAUGGGAAGAUUCAGAGGGACAUUUUGGUGGGAGCCGACCAGCCGACAGGUAUUAUCUACAAUGUUCAGGUUGUGACGGGAAACAUCCGAGGUGCAGGGACCAACUCCAAAAUUCACAUAGUGAUGCAUGGUACCAAAGGCCAGAAGAACAGUGGAAAGAUAUUUCUGGAAGGAGGAGAAUUUGAGCGAGGCCUGACAGACAUAUUUAAUGUCGAGAUUGCUGCGCUGCUCAGUCCUCUCAGCAGAGUUACCAUUGGACACGACAAUGAUGGGGUCAGCCCCGGUUGGUACUGUGAGAAGGUUGUUGUGUACUGUCCUUUCACAGGGAUAGAGCAGACCUUCCCAUGUGGUAAAUGGCUGGAUGAAAAGGAGGGGGACGGGCUGAUUGAGAGAGAGUUGUAUGAGAUGGUCUCUCUAAGGCAAAGGAGGCAGAAAAAACACCCCUGGUCCUUGUGGAUUUGGACGUCAGACCUGCAAGGUGCUGGCACCGAUGCAGAUAUCUCUUUUCAGGUUUAUGGAGAAAAGGGCAAGUCAGAUGAAAUCAGGCUGGACAAUAAGUCUGACAACUUUGAAAAGGGUCAGGUUGACAAGUUUAUGGUUGAGCUGCCUGAUUUGGGAAAAUUGACCAAACUCCGUAUCUGGCAUGAGAAGAGAAAUCCUUUUGCAGGAUGGCAUCUGAGCAAGGCAACUUUGAUGAAGACAUUGACAAAGGAGAAGUACACAUUUCCAUGUGAGCGGUGGCUGGAUAUAAACGAAGACGACAAUGAGGUUGUGAGGGAGCUUCCUGCCUGUGGAGACCUGAUUGCUGAGCCACUGCCUGUGAUUAAAUAUCGGCUGACAGUCUGUACUGGUAAUGUUGGUGGAAGCGGAACAGACGCAUCAAUAUUCAUCAACCUGAUUGGAGACCAGGGGGAUACAGGAGAGAGGCAGCUGAUAAACUGCAAAAACAAUGUCAACAAGUUCGAGAAAGGAAAUAUGGAUGAGUUUAUAAUUGAGGCCGUGACCAUCGGGCGGGUCCACAGGAUGAGGAUUGGACAUGAUGGGAAAGGCGGUGGCUGUGGCUGGUUUCUUGAUAAAGUGAUUGUAAGAGAAGAAGGAAAGGCAGAGGCCCAAGCUGUAGAAUUCCCCUGCAACAGGUGGCUAGACCGCAAUGAGGACGAUGGACAAAUCACUAGAGAAUUGGUGCCAUUCUCUGAUGGACAGCGACUGUACAAUAUCAGCUAUCAGAUCGCAAUAAAGACCGGCGACAUACCAGGAGGAAGCUCAGACUCGAAUGUAUUUGUCAAGCUAUAUGGCGAGAAGGGAGACACUGACAAGACGAUGCUGGUGGUUUCUACAAACAACUUGGGGAACUACUUUGAGACCGGCCGUGUUGACAUCUUCACAGUGGAAACCUUUGAUAUUGGACAGAUCAACCGUCUCCUGAUUGGUCACACUAACAAAGGCAUGCGUGCAGGUUGGUUCCUUGACAGCGUCCAGAUUAUGGUUCCCAUACAAGGAAAGAAUUACAUGUUCCCGAGUCACCGGUGGCUUGACAAAGACAAAGCUGAUGGAAAAACAGAGGUGGAGAUUUACCCAAGCGAGAUCCUAGAAAUGGUACAAUUGAUGAACUAUGAGGUAACAGUAGUCAUUGGAGAUGUGAUGUUUGCCGGCACCAAUGCACGGGUGUUUAUCCAGAUCUAUGGGGAGAAGGGCAAAACUGAAAUUAUCACUCUUGAAAACAGAUCCAACAAUUUCGAACGGAAUACAACAGAAAUAUUUAAGUUUGAGGCCAAAGAUGUGGGGAAGAUCUUUAAAAUACGAAUUGGUCACGAUGGCUCCGGAAUUGGAUCUGGCUGGUUCCUGGAGGCAGUUGAUGUUAAACAUCUUAUAAUGGCUCUGAUGCCUAAAGAAAAGAAAAAAGAAGACAAGAAAAAGAAGAAGAAGAAAAAGAAAGACGAGGUUGAGGACGAAGAUGAAGCAGAGGAGAUGCGGGAGGUGGUGCUCGCAUACCAUUUUCCUUGCUCACGCUGGCUUAGCAAGGGAGAGGAGGAUGGAGAACUUGUGGUGGAGCUUCUAUCUGAAGAUGCAGAGGAAGAUCUAGAAGUCAACACCUAUGAAGUGUGUGUCUUCACGGGUGACACGAUGGGAGCUGGGACAGAUGCCAACGUUUAUAUUAAUAUUUAUGGGGAAAACGGAGACACCGGUGAGCGCCUCCUGAGUAAUUCUGACAACAUCAACAAAUUUGAGCGAGGGCAGGAGGAUGUUUUCAUUGUAACGGCUAUUGAUUUGGGCUCAUUGAAGAAGCUACGUAUCCGUCAUGAUAAUACUGAGCCUCACUCAGCCUGGUACCUGGAUCGAGUUGAGAUAGUGGACACAAAAGAAGAUAUAACCUAUUACUUCCCUUGUAACCGUUGGCUCGCAGUGGAUGAGGAUGACGGACAGAUAGCAAGAGAGCUGGUUCCUGUUGACGAGGCCUUCAUGAAGCAGAAUGAGGAUGAGGAGGGGACCGGCGCAACUUUGGGCCUUGAACAGAAAUCCAUGUCUACUACCUAUACUGUUAAAAUAAAAACUGGGGAAAAGAAAUAUGCUGGAACCGAUGCCAAUGUGUUUGCCAUCCUGUUUGGUGAAAAAGACGAUACAGGGAUUAUCAACCUUAAAGCGUGUAAAAACUAUAAGAACAAGUUUGAACAGGGGAUGAUCAAUGAGUUCACCGUGGAGGCCGUAGACUUGGGUGAACUGGAAAAGCUCCGGAUUGGACAUGACAACUCAGGAGGAUCAUCUGGAUGGUUCUUGGACUGGGUUGAGGUUGAUGCGCCGUCUCAGGGACAGAGACUACGAUUCCCAUGUGGCCGCUGGUUGGACAGAGGAGAGGAUGAUGGAGCGAUUGUGAGGGAUCUCUAUCCUGCUGACUUACAAACUGAAGUUUACACUCCAUUUGUGCCUUACGAGAUCAAGAUAUUCACCAGUGAUGUGUUUGCUGCGGGGACAGACGCUGAUGUUUUCAUCGUCUUAUACGGCCAAAACGGGGUGUCAACGCAACAGAAGCACCUUUGCGUCAACAAGAGAGAACGAAGGCUGUGCUUUGAAAGAGGAGCAGAGGACAUGUUUAUUGUGGAGCUGGAGGACAUCGGUGAUGUAAUAGAGAAAAUCAGGAUUGGACAUGACAACAGAGGAACCAACCCAGGAUGGCAUCUUGACAGGGUGGAGAUCAGGCGACAGCUGCGCAAAGGGAAGGGUUCGGAAACCACCAUAUUUCCAUGCGAACGCUGGCUAGCCAAGUCUGAAGAUGAUGGGGAGACAAUAAGGGAGCUGGUCGCCUCUGACAUUAUCACACAGAAGCUACUAAGGGAUGGGACACUAAAAACAACAGAAAUUGAGGUGGAGGAUGCUCUGGAGACUCACACAUACCAAGUCUCUGUGCGGACAGGUGACAUGUACGGGGCAGGAACUGAUGCCAAUGUUUUUCUCACCAUCUACGGAGACCUGGGAGACACUGGGGAGCGCAAACUUGCCAAAUCUGAAAACAACAAAAAUAAGUUUGAGAGAGGAGAGGUGGACAAGUUUACUAUUGAGGCUGUGGACUUGGGGCAAGUGUUUAAGAUUCGAAUUCGUCAUGACAACACCAUGGUGGGAGCAGACUGGUACCUGGACCAGGUUGAAGUACAGGAUAUGGAAACAGAGGAAGUUUAUAUGUUUCUGUGUGAGCGCUGGCUGUCAAAAAAGAAAGAGGACAAGCAAAUUGACAGGAUCUUCUAUGUCAAGGGGUAUGAGCGUGACAGGAAUAUCGAUCCAUAUUUCAUGAAGAUGGCCCAGUCUAGACAAGGACUCGAUAAAAAUGCCAACAAGAAGAAAAAGAAGAAAAAGGUGACAGUAGCCGAAGAAGGUCCAAUCAUCCCUUAUCACUUUACACUGUCCACGGGAAUUGACCGGGAUGCCAGCACCACAGCCAGGGUUUAUGUCAUCAUAAUCGGCCCUAAGGACGCGGAGACGGACCGUCUGUGGCUGGACCUGGCAGAAGGGAAGAAAUCCUUCGCAGCUGGCAGCAUGGAGCACUUUGUGUGCUAUGGAGCUGACGUAGGAGAGAUCAAGAGGGUGGAACUCGGCCAUAAUGGUGUCACACCAGAGAGCUGCUGGUUGGUGGAUGAGCUGUCGGUUGCUGUGCCAACCAAAGGUAUCAAGUACAUCUUUCCAUGUAAGUGCUGGCUGGCCAAAGACAGGGGAGACGGUUUGACUGUCAGACUAUUAAACGUGUUGGACUCCAGCACCAUCAACAUUAUCCGCAAAGUUAUUUAUUCAGUCACAGUUGUCACUGGAGACACUCAGUAUGCAGGGAUGGAUACAAAAAUUUUCCUGACUGUGUUCGGGGCCAACGGGAGCACGGAGGAAAUGCUGCUGCCGAAAAAAGGGGAUAGGUUUGAACGAGACCAAGAAGACACGUUCACGUUGGAAAUAGAUGACAUAGCUCCUCUGAAGAAGAUUAGAGUUCGGAUUGACGGCACUGGGAGCCGCCCAGACUGGUUUCUUGACAGGAUCCUUAUGAGGAACCUGACCACGGAGGAGGAAUAUCAGUUCACCUAUGAGAACUGGCUGUCCCAGACUAAAGGGCCCAGAAGGACAAAAGUGUGUGAGCUUCCGGCAGUCGUGGAUGAUGAGGAGAUGGUGGAAAAAACUACUUAUAUUAUCCAAGUGCAGACCAGUGAUGUUGGAGGCGGAGGUACUGAUGCCAACGUGUUUUUAAUCGUGUUUGGAGAGUAUGGCGACACUGGGACACUGCCUCUGAAGGAGAGCACCAAUAGGAACAAGUUUGAGCGGAAGAUGAAGGAUGUAUUCAGGUUCCCUGACAUUCUCAGUCUGGGGGAGCUGUCCAAAGUUCGAGUGUGGCAUGACAAUAAAGGUCCAGCACCUGGGUGGCACUUGGAGUACAUUGACAUCAAAGACGAGGCCAUGGACCAGACCUUUAGGUUCCCCUGCGACCGCUGGUUGGCUAAAAAUGAAGAUGACGGGCAAAUUAUACGGGAGCUGGCAUGUGCCAACAAUGACUCUAUAGACCUCAGUGACAAAACCAAAUAUGAAAUCGUCACCACCACUGCUAACACAGACGACGCCUCCACUUCAGAAAACGCCUGGAUUGUGUUGGAAGGAAGGAAAGCCAGAUCCAAAGAGUUUGUUCUGGAGAACAAGAAAAAAAAGUUUUUAAGCGGUGCCACUGACACAUUUGAGUUCUCUUCCAAACACUUGGGGGAAAUCGCUGGCAUCUGCCUGGGCCACAUCACAAAGGAUGGAAAGAAGGUGAAGAAAGAAGUCUUUUGGCACAUCUGGGAGGUAGUGGUGACAGAAAAGGAGCUGGGAAACAAGUAUUUUUUUCACUGUGACGCACGAAUCCCUCUGGCAGCCAAAAAAGACCAUUUCCAAACUUUCGAGUGCUUUAAAUCCAUUGAGAGCUUCGCCAGCAAAGUUCGAAAACUGGUCCCCGUCAAGUACGAAAUCAUGAUCAUCACUGGGGACAUCAAAAGGGCUGGAACGGACGCUAAUGUUUACAUCACAAUCUAUGGGGUCAACGGGGACUCGGGCAGGCGGCACCUGAGGCAAAAGUUUCGUAACCUUUUUGAGCGAGGGCAAACAGAUCGGUUCGUUGUAGAGAUGCUGGACCUCGGGGAGCUGCUCAGGGUUAAGGUGGAGCACGACGGCAGCAACUACAGCUGUGGGUGGUUUUUAGAGUGUGUGGAGAUAACUAACACGGCUAACUCGGUCACAACCAUCUUUCAGUGUGGAAAGUGGCUGGAUGAGAACAAAGCUGAUGGGCAAACGCAUAGAGUGCUUUAUCCAAAAUAUUAGAAGAUACAAAGUAUAUUUAAUUUGUUCCUUUUACUUUUUAUUCAAAUUUCUUCUGAAAAAGCUACAGUAACAAAGAUUAAGGUAGCUCUUUGUGCCAAGUGUUGAGGCCUCAUCUCUUCAAACUGAAGGAAAAGCCACAGAUAUCUGAGUAAAUAAGACAAUAAACAUGUAACUCAUACUGUAUUCAAGUUGUUUUCUUUUCUUCUACGUGUCAAAGUUAUGAUACCGUAGAAUUAUACAAAUAAAAUAUAAUCAAUGAUGCUGUCUGGUAUGAUAGAAAGGAAAGAUGGCAGAUUUGUCUGAUCCACCCAGCAAUCAGCCAUCUGUGUGUGUGUGUGUGUC
Molecule: messenger RNA, 7534 nt
Organism: Cyprinodon tularosa
Lineage: Eukaryota; Metazoa; Chordata; Actinopteri; Cyprinodontiformes; Cyprinodontidae
Gene: loxhd1b
Product: lipoxygenase homology domains 1b
Exons: 43
Coding region: 413-7192 (2259 amino acids)
Molecular function (GO): protein binding
Source: RefSeq, a predicted model, not a curated record